AAAAAAUCAGGGCUUAUCAGCAUCUUUUGCCUUUUUCAGAACACUGGUUAUAGGAACUCCCCGUUACAGUACAAAAUAAAGUAGAAGGGGGUAAAAUCUGUAAAAAUCGCACAAUCAGUUACUAGUAAAGUGAUCUCUAUCUUAAUUUUCCCUCCAAAAAACUUCCCCAUUGUCUUCUCACAGCACUGUGUGUCAUCGGAACCCUAACCCUAACGCAAAACUCCGUCACUCUCAUUUCUCUCGUUUUUCUCAUGAAAUUGAAUUAAUAAAAUGGGUUCUACUGGAGACUCUGCGUCCAAAAUCAAACCAAUUGAAGAAACUCAAACCCUCAAUUUUAACACUCAGCUCUUCGAUUCCCAGUAUUUUACUGGUGAAAAAGGUGGUGAUGUUAAUAGAGCACAAUUGGGGAAAAGUACUGUACCUUUAUAUGAUAAUGUUUCAGUUAAAGAUGCAGUCUUUGAGACUCAAAUAUUAGAUCUUUGUGAUGACACGCAACCACUCGAUGAUGAUCUGGAUAUCCUUGAACAUAUGGAUACUCAGUUGAUAGAUGAAUUUUUUUCUAAUGGUGGAGAUACUGAUAAAACUGAAGUGUUGGAUGAAAGUGAUCAGCUCUCUGAUGGCGAAUCUUGUAGACGAGUUUCUUCCUCAAGAUUUACUUCAGUUCGUGUAGCAGCUUUUCGGGCCUCUGGUCUUGCAGCUCGUAGAAAAUCCGGGGAAGGAAUCAACAGUGAUUCUUCUUUGCUCCUGAUUAGUAACCUUCAUUCAGAGGAAGAUACUAUUAAAAGUGAUGGAUUAAUAAUACGGGAGGAAGCUGAUAAUGGAAGAUGUACUGAUGAAGUGCAGGGAUUGAUGAAUGGAAGCAGCUGUAAUGUUGGCCAUUCUACAAUGAGAAAGCUUUUCGAUAAGGACUGUGAUGAUGAAGGGCUUGCCUCUUGCAGCAAAAUUCUGGGAGAUGAAGAAAUGUUCGAGUUGCCAUUUGGUGAUGAUGGGCUGGCAGGAUUGAGCUAUAUUGACUCGCAAGAACCUGGAGAGUCAUCUCAAGCCAAUGCUCUUGCCUGUGUGCAAAGGUUGCUUGACGAGAGCAAGGUGUUGUUUGAUAAUGAAUUUGACUUGAGAAAAAGUAGUACUGGAAAAUCAAAUAUCAUUUCAAUAGCUAAAGGUCCACAAAGCUUGGCCAAGAAAACCACUGAUAGGAUUAACCAGAAGAAAAGAAUUUUUGAGUGGGAUGAUGCACAAGAAGAUGAGGGAGGGGGAGACAUUUUCAGGAGGAGAAAGGAAGAAUUCCUUGGUAUUCAAAGAUCCUUGCCAAAGCCUCAGAGGGCCAAAGGAAAUCAUACGGAUGGAUGCAGAGACAAAAUAGGAAAUUUAAAUGUUCAGAAUGAAAAAACUGUUCAUUCUGAUUCAAAAAUGGUACUGCACAAGUUAAAACUAGAUGGCAAGACAUUACCUGAAGCUGAAAUAAACAUAAGGAAGAAUCUUGUGAAUGAGUUCGACGAAGAGUCUAAUCAAGAAACAUUGGCCGGGAGACUCAAAGCUGCUGUUACCAGGAAGGAUAUGCCAGAAGUGCUUAGUGUGGGUUUGGACACUCAAAUGGCUGCUGAAGCCAUGGAAGCUUUAGUCAAUGGUGAUGGAAUUUCAAACUCUGAUGGUGACGAUGUGCUGGGAAAUUCCGAGGAUACUUUAAAAGGAUUGCAAGGAAGGAAAGGUAAAAAGAAUUCUCGUUCAAUGCGUCAAUCUGUUGAUGGAGACUAUGAUAUUGGAGUUUCCACAAGGCAAUCCAGGAAAACAAAGAGCAGCAAACAACGUUCAACUUCAUAUCAGAAGGAUUAUGAGACUGCUAGGAUCGAGUGUGAUAUGAAUCUAGUAAUGACAAGAAGCAAGAGGGCUAAUUUAGAUGCUGAACUCAGUAGGACUAAUAUAGUUAAGAAAGUGCGAUCUAAAACGGCACGACAGACUAAAAGUGUCCUACUUGAUGAGGUUGAUGGAUGCCAUAAAACUGUUUUGGGCGGAAGUAAAUCAGCUAAGAGACAGAAGUUGGUGGAGCGACAUGCUUCUUCUGUCCCUGUUGCUCGACGAACUAGGCAAACAUUGUUCACUUCUCAAGAUACAGCUGCUGAGAUUGCAUUCAAUGACUGUGGACAAGAAAAGAAUUGUAUAGUGGAUGUUGGUGCCAUAGAAGAAACUAAAGCUGGUACAAGUGUUGAGACUGCUAAGGUUUUGGAAGGUAAACGGAAAUCAUCAGAUGUGGUUUUCACGCAAUUUGGAGAACUUGAAACUUCCACAUCAAAAAUGACAGCCAUGAAUAGUGGCUUUAGCUGUCCAAGACGAAGAAGAUCUAGUCAGCGAUUAUCUGGUCCGCCAACUGGAACUUGCAACUUAGAUGCUCAGUUUAAGCUAUCUGAUCAGCCAGUAAAUAUUAAAAAAUCUGCACCUUUGAACAAAAGAUCACGGAGUACUGCCAAAAUUAUUAUGCUUUCUGAAUUAAGAGCAAAGAGGAAAACACGAUCCUCGACAACUGUUUAUCCAGAUAUGCCUUGUCCAAAUUUCAAUGGAGAACUACCAGCAGAAACUUUGGACAAAUCAGGUUUAGGUGGUGUUUCUCGUAAUUGUCCUUCUCCCUGUGGGACUAUGGUUUCUAAAGAUGAAAUCGCUGAGAAGAAAGUCAAGCAACCUGCAAGACAGAUUUCUGAUUAUGAAGUGCAUGCAGAUAAUUUACCUAAGGAGGCAACUGAACCAUCUAAGUCAAACUGUGUUUCCCCAGUUAACCUCACAAGACUUGUGAAUGAUGCAUCACCUAUCUGUAUCAGCGAUGAAACUUUAAAACGAUCAUGCAAGAAGAGCACAUGUAAGUUGUCCCUCGUGAGAGAAAUUAAUAGCUUAUAUAGCACAGAGCUGGAAUAUAGUUCUCAGUCAAAAGAAUUAAGGAGGAGAAGAGAUUUGGCUAGUGUUAGAGUCUUGUUCAGCCACCACUUGGACGAAGACACAAUUAAGCAACAAAGAAAGAUUUUGGACCGUCUUAAAGUUCCCAUAGCAUCCUCUAUUGCAGAUGCAACACACUUCAUUGCUGAUGAAUUUGUGCGUACAAGGAAUAUGCUAGAGGCGAUUGCUUCUGGAAAACUGGUGGUGACUCAUUUAUGGCUUGAGAAUGUUGGACGGGCUAAAUAUUACAUUGAUGAGCAAAAAUACAUUCUGCGGGACUCAAAGAAGGAAAAGGAGAUAGGAUUUAAUUUGCCAGUUUCACUAGAGCAUGCUCGUCAGCAUCCACUUUUAGAGGGUCGGAGAGUUUUAAUCACUCCGAAGAUAAAGCCAGGCAAAGAAAUAAUUUCAGGCUUGGUGAAAUCAGUUUCUGGUCAGGCGUUGGAGAGAGUUGGCAGAUCUUCUCUGAAGGAUGAUACGAUCCCAGAUGAUCUGCUGAUUUUAUCCUGUGAAGAAGAUUAUGAAGUUUGUAUACCUUUCCUCGAAAAAGGGGCAGCUGUUUACAGUUCAGAGCUGCUGCUGAAUGGAAUUGUUACGCAGAAGCUGGAAUACGAAAGGCAUCAGCUCUUUGCAGAUCAUGUGAAAAGAACUCGUUCUACGAUAUGGCUAAAACAAGAUGAUGGUCGUUUUAGUCCUGUGAUAAAACCUAAAUAGUAUUCAUUUUUUUCACCCUUCUCUUUUAUUUUGUGUGUAUAAAAUAAGUGUUCUUAGGUUUAUUUUCUUCGUUGUAAUGUAGAAAUAAAUUAAGCUGUAUCAUCAUCACAAUGUAUAAUUUUUCCUUA
Mercurialis annua (annual mercury) is the source of this 3758-nucleotide messenger RNA. RefSeq lists its product as uncharacterized. Lineage: Eukaryota; Viridiplantae; Streptophyta; Magnoliopsida; Malpighiales; Euphorbiaceae. The transcript has 8 exons. Bases 271 to 3630 code for a protein of 1119 amino acids. The record is from RefSeq and is a predicted model, not a curated record.